AUGUCAGACGAAUUACGAAUAGAUUGUAGUGAAAGUGGAGGCAUUAGACGGUUAGAACAAUUUUUAUCAUAUAUACGUUUAUUAUAAUAUAUACUUUUUCAUUGAUUUUUUCUAGAACCGGACCGUUUUCUCCAAGUCUACCACUAUCAGUUAGAAAACAAGUGGCUCUUUUGAAAAAUGUAAGUUUUUGUUGUUGUGAAUGAUUAGGAAAGUUAAAGGAAAAAUUUGUUUAAGAUGGAUUCACCGAGUGCGGAUGAUGGUGGAAUGUCCAGUGGAGCAUCUACACCAACUAGAAAACGUCUCCCGAUGGUAAAAAUUUGAAAUUUUAGGAUUUUCGGGGAAAAUACUGUAGCUUGUGCAAACACUGCGCAAAACAUUUUAAAUGACGCGCAGAAAUUUUAAUUUGUUCGAGAGCUGACAAGCAAAAGUAAUAAUUAGAAUUAUUUUCGAAAUCUCGUGACUAUUUAGAACAUUUAUGUAAUUUUUUAAAACCUAACAAAAAAACAUUCUAGGUGCUACGAAAAAACGAUAAAGGCGAAACGUUUUUGCAUAUAUAUGCGAGAAGAGGAGACACCACAGAGACAUUGAAAAUAAUCCAGCAAGGUGCAAAUUUAAACGAACAAGAUAAUGCCGGCUGGACACCUUUGCACGAAGCAUGUGGAAAUAAUCAAUACGCAACCGCUGAGCUUUUGAUAAGUCAUGGUGCGAAUGUGAAUUUGAGCUCAACUGGAACCGGAGACACACCUCUUCACGACGCGUGCGCUGUCAAAAAUCCACAGCUUAUCGAUCUACUUUUACGAAAAGGUGCGGACAGAAAUAUAAGAAAUCGAAAAGGUGCACUUGCUAUUGAAUUAUUAUCCGAAGAUGAUGUUGAAGCUUUGAAAAUAUUUGAGACAGUUAUGGCAACUUCGUCUUCAUCAUCGUCUUCCUCUUCUUCUUCAACAAGUUCAGUAAUUUCAACAAAUUCUGAUAGAGAUGAUGAAGAAAUUGAAGACGAAGAUACUGGAACACCAGUUCCAGCGUGUCGAUCAAGCGCUUUAAUUUCAUCAGAACAACCGAAAGAUGAAGAAGAAAUGGGAUCAUCAUCGCCAGAAGGAAAAGAUGCUACGGUAAGAUAUUUGCCCUCUAAUAAUUAGGGGAGAGCUGUGAAGGGGAGAAAAUACGAUUUUUCAGUUCACAUUAACUACUUCACGUCGAGGAGUUUCAACUCGUCCAAGAAGAGCAGUUCGUGAAAAGGUGAGUUUUUUUCUAUUUUUCUGGUCCCGAAGCUCACUAAAUUCUUUUCCAAAAUUCUAGUUUUCACCCGCUUUGCUUUGUAAGUUACAUAAUUUUAGAAAUGAUUUUUAAAAAUAUAUAGAAUUUUCCACGUUUUCCAAAAAAAAAUACAUUUCCACGUAUGCCCUUUUUCAUUUCAUUUUCAAUAUUUUGCAGGCGCCAAUCCGUCAAACCCGCAAAACACGUGGCUCCAGAGCAGCAGGUCCAACACGUCGUGGAGCACCACGAAAUGCAUCAAAAAGAGGAGCGGCAGGCGGCUAUUAUGCUGCCGAUGAAAGUGCGCCCCAACGAACAAAUAUAUCUGAUUCAGCUGUGGUGGUCGCUUCGCUUUCAACAACAAACACUGCUGUUUCUUCGAGUGCUCCAAUAUCUGCAAGAUUUUUGGGUAAAAGUGCGUUUUUUUUCUUGAUUUAGAUAUAUUAAAAUUUGAUUCUUUUGUUAUUUGUUUAUUUAAUUUAUAAAAGAAAAAUCGAUUUUUUGUAGAGUUCGACGAAAUGACUACGGAUGAUCCAUCGAAAAAGGGCAAAGAUGUUUACGAAUUUCGAGAUGAUGAAGAUGAAGAAAUGCCACUUGUUCGAUUUGACACACCUUCUACUUCAAGUUCUUCAGCAAUUCAAAAUCCAUUGAAAAGAAAAUUCGAAGAAAGCGAUGAAUCAAGAAAAGUUCCACCAAUUCGAAUCAGUCUAAAAGAAAUCGUUCAGAAAGAAAAACUUGCUGAAAUUGAAGACCAAAAAAGGGAGGAAAAUCCGAUUGUUGAAGAAGAAAAAGCUGAAGUUGCAGAAAAUGAAACUGUAGAAAUGGAGGAGAAAAUUGAGGAUGUCCCAACAACAAGUGCAGCUGUGCCGGCGCCAGUCGAAGAAACGAGUUCUGGUUACGGAACUCGGAAGAAUAGGGGGAGACCGUAUAAGAAACAAGCGUUGGCAACGAAACCAGAAGAUAAACGGGUUACAAGAAGCAAGGUGAGCUAGAGAUCUAAUUUUUGAGAGGAAUUUUGGAAGUUUCUCAAACUGGAAAGCUAUUGUCCAGCUGAAAAUCAUACAGUUUUUGAGCCUUAUUUUCAUCAGAUCCUUCUUUUCAAAAACCUUUUUCCCACAGGUUCGCCAAGCUCCCGAAGAAACUCAAGAAGAAGUUCAACGAAGUGUUCGAAAUCGUCUAUCCUCUGUCAGAAUCUCAACAAGUUCUGCCCCAGCUCCUGGCCCCAAACCCGCCACCGCUACAGUACUCACCGAAGGAGUCAAGGCUUCGCAUAUCAUGUCACCGAAAUCUAGUGUUGAUUUAAAAUCUCCACCAUUUUCACGUAAGUUUCCUUCGAAAAGUCGCAAUCAAAAUUCGUGAAUUUUCAGCAGCCUCUUCAACAAAACCACGUUUCAAACAAGUCGUCAAACAUAUUUAUCAAGGAAAUCCGGAAAGAACAUAUUUCACAUUGAAACAUUACACAUUGAAAAAGUAUCAAUAUGAGCAGCAAAAACGGAAUAGUGUACCGGAGAGACCGAUUAUCAUGAAAGAGCGAGAGUAUUUAUCGUAUUUGGAGGCGAAUGAUAUUCGAUUCUGGAAAUUUAUUUUGGCAGACAAACCAGAACCGAGAAUUAUGCCUGAAGAUUGUCCGGAAGAAAUGAAAGAAUUGUGGAAAACUAUUGAUGAGGAACAGUGAGUAUGGGGAAAUUUGAGAGGGGGAUAUUUUUUAAUUUUAUGAGAAUACAUUCAGGCAUGUUCCUGGGGCCGGCCGGGCCGAGCCCGGGCCCUCAUCUCAAAGCCAUGGCCUCGGCCCGGCUUUCAAUGAAAUUGUGGGGAAAGCCAGGGCCGAACCCCGGCUCGGCCCGGCCGGCCCGUUUUGGCCCGAUUUCAAUAUUUUCUCGUUCUUAUCACUAUUUUUUCUAUGUUUUUCAUUCAUUAAUUCUGACGUCAAAUAAUAGAAAAACAGGAAAAUGAAGCAAAUUGUUAGAUAUUUUAUUCUAAAACGCCUGUAAAAUCAAUUUUUGUCAAAAAAAAAUUUUUUUUUUACAACUCUGACACGAUUUUUUCGAAUUGUAAUCCUAAUUCACAUGUUUGAAAACAUUGUCUCGGUAUUUUAGCCUAAUUCUAAUCGAAUAGUGGACUUGCGAACUUGAGAAAAAUAAGUGUGUUGUUGACAAAAAAAUUGGAAGGGCCAGCCGGGCCCGGCUCGGCCCUGGCUGGCUUUUCAGGAGCCAUCGAGCGAGAAGCCGGGCCGGGCCCUAAAGCCCGUUUUUUCCAUUCGGCCAGGCCGGGCCGGGGCCAGCCCGGUCGUAGGAACAUGUCUGGAAUACAUUUGUUCCUGGUCAAAAAUUCAAAAAAUAAUAAAACGUGAAUUUCACGUGACCAUUUCAUUUUCAGUUUUCAUAAUCAUUUCCAACUGAUAUACAUAUUUUUCAGAUACAAGUUAUUGAAUGAAUGGAGAAUCGAGAAAAUUCGAAUGAAAAUCACAAUUCAAAGAAGAAAUGUUGAAACAAGAGAUGAUCGAUGGGUAAGAAAAUUUCCAAAUAUUUUAAUUCUUCAAUUUUCAUCUUUUCUAGCGACACGAGCAUGGUGAUUAUACUGUACGUCCAACGCUUUUGACACCACUUUUAAGAAGUUAUGAGUGAGUUUUUCUUUUCUGAAUUGAUAAUUUUUCCAAUGUGUGUUUCUAGCGCUGGAAUGUUGGAAAAAGCUGAAAGAGAUCGUGAAGUUCCGACAGCUGCUGAGAUGGAAAAAUGGACAGAGGAACGGGUUGAACAAGUGAGACUGAGACAAUUUUGUGUGGCUAGGGUUAUGUAUAAUAAACAUGUGAGUUUUGGGGGAUCAAAGGGUCCGAGGAAUUUACAAAGUUAAUUUUUUUUGAUAAACUUGGAUUUUCGCUAAUUUUAGAUGAUUUCAAAUUGAUGUUUCCUAGAGAAACCAUCGAUUUUGGUCCUUUGAAAGUCGAGUUCUCUGAAUUUUAAAAGUUUCAAAUAUUUUGUUCGAAAUAUGUUUCUUUUUUUUUCAGAAAACGCUUUGGGAAAUGGAUUCAAAACGAUUCCGAAUUCAUAAAUCGUUUUAUAAAAAACGGCUCGAUGAAUUUGUGCCGAAUUUGGUCGAAUUGGUCACUCCGCUUGAUCCUGAUUUGUAA
This is a messenger RNA of Caenorhabditis angaria, 4378 nucleotides long. Lineage: Eukaryota; Metazoa; Nematoda; Chromadorea; Rhabditida; Rhabditidae. The record is from the annotation of a GenBank genome assembly.